Molecule: messenger RNA, 1988 nt
Organism: Penaeus vannamei (Pacific white shrimp)
Lineage: Eukaryota; Metazoa; Arthropoda; Malacostraca; Decapoda; Penaeidae
Source: RefSeq, a predicted model, not a curated record
CUCCGAUGAAUCUCUGUGCAUGCCCGAAGACCUGGUGCCAUGUAGUGAUCCUGGUGAGGACGACCUUCCCCUCUGCCUGUCGCCGCCCCCCGCCUCGACCACUCUCCUGCCGGGGCCGCCGCAGGACUCCCCUCCGCUCGCCCGCUCGCCCUCCGCACAUUCCCUCUCCUCAGGAGAGCUACCUAGCACUCUCUUGAGCACAGGUUCACGCUCUAGCACGCCGCUGCUGCCGCUAGACUCACCUCCUCACUCACCCUCCUCGGUAGGGCGGCCUCCUUACCAGACACGAUUCUACCACCUCACCUCACAGGCGGACGACGAGGUGGAGCUGACCCCUCACCUGGAGCAGCACGACCCCGGGGCCGACUCCAUGGACAGCUGUGAUAACAAGGCUGUGACCUCGAGCGUCGGCGGGCGGCGCUGGGGCAUGCGGGGCGACCCCGGCUCACUCCCGUCCCUCACCGAGCCCGACUCCCCGCCGACGACCUCGCUCGACCUGGAGUGGGAGCCGGAGGCGGGUACGCGUUUCAGAGGAGGAGGCCUGGCGCUCGCUGGGGCUCGCUUCUCUGGUCCUCUUCCGCUUCAUCGUUCUUCUUCUUUUUCUUGUGUCCAUGGUCUCGGCGUCGGGAACCGCGAGUCCCUGGGCGACGACCGCGAGGAGGAGGCGUCUCACACGGCGGAGUCGGGGUCGUGGGUGCCCCGGUCCUCGUGCUCGACGCCCAACAGCCUCGAGUGGGACUUCCGCGCAUCCACACUAAGCCUCCGCGGCGGCAACGAGGAUGAAGCGUGGCAGCACACAGACAUGGAGACGGAGCAACUCCUGCACGAGAUAGAGCAGCUUGCGGCGCGCGCCCUCGCUGACACAGGGCACGGGCUGCAAUCCGCUCCCAGAUAGGAGCAGCACUGAGUGGUUAGCGCACGAAGGACCUCCAUACGGCCGGCCAGGUGCUCGGGGAACGCGCGGGGUUCCUGCUCGAGAGGAAUGUGCUGGAAGGAAGUGGGUCUCCCGUGGCCGCUUAACGGUACCUGAUCAAUGGCAAAAAAUUAGAUUCACUUUUCCUGCGUCUACUUCGAAGACGGAAAAACUAAUUAGGCAUUUCAGUUUCUGCAGUUCUUCACUUCAGGGUAAAGCAAUACUAUUGCGGCAUCAUAUCAACACAUACAAGCACAAAUGUUUGAUUCUACUAAACCAUAGGUCUUUCCUCCCUAGUUGCAUUUAAAACCUUGUUCCUAUGACCUUUUGCCCCGAGAGAGACCCCAUGCUGCCCGGCCCUUGUCUUUUCCUCCAGCCGAUGGGAAUCCGUGAGUCUAUACAGAACAGCGAAAUUCGAAAUCCUCUCUCCAGUGGGAAAUAUUGCUCUAACACAUUGAUCCGGCUAGUGAACCCGUUUGGAAACGGAAACCAGAUUGUACCAGAACCUUGAAGCCAAGCUAGAGCCUGCCUUUGCCUCCCCGAAGCCCCGGCCGGUUCACACCCGCACAUCGAGAGCUUCCUCCGCACGCUCCAGGCCACGACGACCUCACCCGCGCAAGACGCUCUUCAUGCAUGUUACUCUUCAACUCAGACUCUGGUUGUUUAUACGGCAAUGGCCCCGAAGGAAAGAGAGCUUGCGGAUUAGGAACACCUGCAGAAAGCUGGAAAGUCUCAUAAUCAAGAUUUAAAGACGAUGGAGAAUUGUAUACGAUGUGAAGAGUAACUCUUUGUCAUCAAGUCUGGUCUUCAUGGCUGUGGCGCGAGAGGUGACACGGCCUCCUUGAACUUGCUGCCCCCGUGGUUGACGAGCACCGUCCCCACCUGCUUUGAAUGGGGUGGACGUGGGUUGACGUUCAGCGACCGCCUUCCUCAGACUGUAUAAGACCUGCAUUAUUAUAACUGUGGAUAUAAACGCCCUUUAGACAUCGAUAUACGUACAUACAUACAUGAAGAAUAGAAAAACACAAUACCGUGUUGAUACUAUGGUAGAAAAACCCACAAUGCACAAACUAGC